Spizellomyces punctatus DAOM BR117 is the source of this 909-nucleotide messenger RNA. RefSeq lists its product as hypothetical. The record is from RefSeq and is a predicted model, not a curated record. Bases 15 to 461 code for a protein of 148 amino acids. The transcript is spliced from 2 exons. NCBI's taxonomy places the organism in Eukaryota, Fungi, Chytridiomycota, Chytridiomycetes, Spizellomycetales, Spizellomycetaceae.
AGUUCAAAUUAGGAAUGGCGUCUUCAAAAGCCGGAGCAGCCUCGAGCAUUAUCUCUGAAUCCAGCUAUUCCGACGGUUCCGGAUCUCGCGAAAAAAUCUUGGUUGACUCAUCUUGGCCCAGUGAGAUCCUCCCCUCAUCAGAACCAACUCCCACCUGGAAUCUGCAAACAGAUGCCGAGCGGUACCUUGCAAGACUCGCCUCCAAACUAGAGAGGAUACAAAAGUACAAGGAGAAGCACCAUUCGUCUACUGCAUUACAUGACCGACUGAAUACGAUAGAGUGUGACCAAAACGAUGCGGAAGACGUAUCCCAGGUCCAUGAAUGGGAUGAUUCCUUGUCAGACGCAGAGUCUAUCGAUUCGAAAACUGGGUUGUUGGACACGUCCACCACAAAUGGUACAUGGAGUAUGUGGUUAUGGACAUUGGGUUGGAUGAAGUGCUGUUGUUCUCCCUGCACAUAGAACGACGCGACGGGUACGCAGUCAGUCUACAUCGCAAUCUAUCAGGUGACAAAUGGCGAUGGCUACUUAGAGCUGCAAGAAUUUUUAUUUACAUACGGAAACAACUCAUUAUACAGAAAUAACCACCAUCAGCAUCCUACUCUGAAAGCUUCUUAGAGCAUGUACACAAUCUGCUUCUUGCCUUCUUGGGCCCUCUCCGUAUCUUGGAAGGUGGUUCGUUGCCUGGCAUUGAGGCGUUGAUACCAAACACGGAGGAUGACAGCCACUAAUGCUGUGAGCGCCAUUCCGACGGCAUUCACGGUAUGACUGCGGUGGUACUGCGGCUUAUCGUCCUUGUACUGAGUGUAGGAGGCUACCACACUGCCCAAGUUGCCAAUGGAUGACACGAGUGCUAUAGCUGUUGCCGCACCGGUACUUGUCUUCAGCUGUGGUUAAAAGAGAAAGAUAC